Drosophila kikkawai is the source of this 3094-nucleotide messenger RNA. RefSeq names its product E3 ubiquitin-protein ligase ari-2 (gene ari-2). NCBI's taxonomy places the organism in Eukaryota, Metazoa, Arthropoda, Insecta, Diptera, Drosophilidae. Gene Ontology annotation, molecular function: zinc ion binding; ubiquitin conjugating enzyme binding; ubiquitin protein ligase activity. Gene Ontology annotation, cellular component: ubiquitin ligase complex; cytoplasm. Gene Ontology annotation, biological process: protein polyubiquitination; ubiquitin-dependent protein catabolic process; positive regulation of proteasomal ubiquitin-dependent protein catabolic process. The record is from RefSeq and is a predicted model, not a curated record.
CCUACUAUUUCACAUCAACAAACAAAUUUUUAAUUCGGAACAAAGAACAAGUGACGGCGAUAAGCGAUAAGGGUUUUCCGCUUUCCACGGCUUUCCAGAGUACCACUACUCUGCGUCGCGGGUGCUAGCUGAGACUAUUUUCCGGAAAAUGCCCUUCAAACGGCGCUGCAAAUAAACUGCAGGCAAACACCUUGAGUGCAACGGGGCUGCAAGUGUGUGCGAGUGCGUGAAAGAGAGUGUGCGAGUGUGUGUGUAUACAUGUGGAUGAACGAAAAUAAAACAACGGACCGCUCCCCGCCGCCUCCCGCAAAGCUUGUCCCCAAUAGAAUACGAGGAACUGCAUCGCACUAAAUCCCCCACGUCCCAGCCAUCUCCCCCGCGGCCAGUCUCCACUCUCCGUUCUGCGCUCUCCACCCUGCACUCCCCUCGGCCACCACCACCAGGAACAACAACAACCACACCGUCGCUUCAUCCACCUCCAGCAGCAGCAGCAGCGAAAACAACAACAGCAACCACCAGCGCCCUUACAACAACUGUUACAAAAGAGCGAGGCGAGAGACACCCCGCCCCGCAACCCCGUUUACAGCUCGCUCACAUACGCACGCUCCGCACACACACACACACAGACAGCCAGUGGUGUCCUCGCCAGAAACUCAAUCUCAAUCCGAAUCCCAAUCGCCACCACAAUCGAAGGCGUAAUUGUAGUCCGCGAAGAUGGACUCCGAUAUCGAAAUGGAACUGGAAUCGGACAACGAUGACGACUACGACUACUACAACACAGGCGAGGACUGCGAUGUGGAACGCCUGGAUCCGAAACGAGCCGAUCCCGAGUACUUCGAGUACGAGUGCCUAACUGUGGAGGACAUCGAAAAGCUGCUCAACGAGCGCGUGGAAAAGCUUAACACCAUCCUGCAGAUCACGCCCUCGCUGGCCAAGGUGCUGCUGCUGGAGCACCAGUGGAACAAUCACAUUGUCGUGGAGAAGUACCGCCAGGAUGCCAACGCGCUGCUGGUGACGGCGCGCAUCAAGCCACCCACUGUGUCCGUUGCGGAUGCAGCUUCCACGAGCGCUGCGGCGGCGGCCGCUAGCGCCCAGCUGCUCCGACUGGGCAACAGCGGAUACAAGACGACAGCCUCGACGGCGCCACAAUACCGGAGUCAAAUGUGCCCCGUGUGCGCCAGCUCUCAGCUGGGCGAUAAAUUCUACAGUUUGGCCUGCGGCCACUCGUUCUGCAAGGACUGCUGGACCAUCUAUUUUGAGACGCAGAUCUUCCAGGGCAUCUCCACGCAAAUAGGCUGCAUGGCCCAGAUGUGCAAUGUUCGGGUGCCGGAGGAUCUGGUGCUGACGCUGGUCACCCGGCCUGUAAUGCGCGACAAGUACCAGCAGUUCGCCUUUAAGGAUUACGUGAAAUCACACCCGGAGCUGCGCUUCUGCCCCGGACCCAACUGCCAGAUCAUAGUGCAAUCAUCGGAGAUCUCCGCCAAACGUGCCAUAUGCAAGGUAUGCCACACGGGCUUCUGCUUCCGGUGCGGCAUGGACUACCACGCGCCCACCGACUGCCAGGUGAUCAAGAAGUGGCUGACCAAGUGCGCCGAUGAUAGCGAAACGGCCAACUACAUUAGCGCCCACACCAAAGACUGCCCCAAGUGUCACAUCUGCAUCGAGAAGAACGGCGGCUGCAACCACAUGCAGUGCUUCAACUGCAAGCACGACUUCUGCUGGAUGUGCCUGGGCGACUGGAAGACGCACGGCUCCGAGUACUACGAGUGCUCCCGCUACAAGGACAACCCCAAUAUUGCCAACGAGUCGGUGCACGUGCAGGCGCGCGAGGCGCUCAAGAAGUACCUGCACUACUACGAACGCUGGGAGAACCACUCCAAGUCGCUCAAGCUCGAGCAGCAGACGAUCGACCGGCUGCGCCAGCGCAUCAACUCCAAGGUAAUGAACGGCAGCGGCACCUGGAUCGACUGGCAGUAUCUCUUCAAUGCGGCGGCACUGCUGGCCAAGUGCCGUUACACGCUGCAAUACACCUAUCCGUACGCCUACUACAUGGAGGGCGGUUCACGGAAGAAUCUCUUCGAGUACCAGCAGGCGCAACUGGAGGCUGAGAUCGAGAACCUGUCGUGGAAGAUCGAGCGGGCCGAGACGACGGACCUGGGUGAUCUCGAGAAUCAAAUGGACAUCGCUGAGAAGCGUCGCACCACCCUACUCAAAGACUUUUUUCCAGUGGAUGCAUAGGCAAACGAUACGCUUCCAGAACCACCAGGACAUAAUUGAACAUAACCGAACAGACAGCUUCUCCCGUUUAGCACAAAGCAGGUACUCGAUUCGAUUUGAUUCGACCGACUGUUGAAGAGGCGCGACACGACAGUACAGACGCUUAUUUAAAUUAAAUUAUACACAUAUUUACAGACAUGUAUCCAUCUAGAGGUAGCCUAACGACGAGUAGCUAAUUUUUAAACUAAACUAAUAAUCAAGUGCAUAUAGACUAGAGUACGUAGCAUAGAGCAUAGUCGACUACUUGAAGUAUAAUAUUUAUAGUUGUGACAUUCGAAAUCACUCAAAACGAUCGGUUAAACUGCAAUACCACGCCUUGCGCAGAACGUUAACGAUAGUAGCUGUACUAUAACUAUAUAAACUUAGCUACAGACAAACCAGACGCAUUUCAGUGGCCAAGUGUUCCAACAGUUUUCCAAAAACUAGCCCAAGCGACCCGACGAAGUGCAGUAACAAUUCUAAAUUUAUAGCGCAGCAAGUCAAGCCGAUCGACGGCCAGAACCUAAGUUUUAAAUCUCGUAUUAACCCAGAGCUGGGACUGAGAGCAGCAGCCCAGCAGCGUUAACAGCAUCAAGUAUUCGUAAUCUGUAUCUCGUAACUAACCGCAGCACAUCAAUCGAACGCCAGGAGUCUUGAAGUAUAAUGAAACUAGAGGUACUCCCCGCCCCCGUCCCGCAACCCCGUUCCUUUCGAUUCUCACUCAAUUCUCGAUUAACGUUGUAAGCUGAACCAUAAAUUAUAUUAUAGAAUUACGCUAUGUAUGUAUGCUUAUGCGACUGAAUUUGAAUUAAAUUUACACUAGAUAUACCAUAAAUUA